Messenger RNA from Ricinus communis (castor bean), 2363 nucleotides. Its product is annotated as F-box/kelch-repeat protein At1g67480. NCBI's taxonomy places the organism in Eukaryota, Viridiplantae, Streptophyta, Magnoliopsida, Malpighiales, Euphorbiaceae. Gene Ontology annotation, molecular function: protein binding. The transcript is spliced from 4 exons. The record is from RefSeq and is a predicted model, not a curated record. Bases 691 to 1866 code for a protein of 391 amino acids.
GAAAACCCGAAGCUAAUGCUAGUCCUUUAUAUUGGGAAGAGACUAACACGAACCCAGGCACAAAAACACAAGAACAAGAGGGUCGUUCACUUUCUUGAUUUCCUUGAUAUCCGGAUGUGAAGAAGAAAUCUGAUCCUGAGUCCCUGACGUGGUCUCUCUCUGUCAGUUUUAUCCUUAAACUUCCAUUUCUUUAUCACUCUCUCUCUAUAUUAAUCCUCAUUUAUCUCUUUCUCUAGCUCCACGCAAAUCUUCCAUAUUUUCUUUUUCUUGAACGCACCUCUCUUUUGGAUAAUUUAUUGUUUCAUCUUUCAGGCUGUUAGAUAUUGACUCCAAUGAAGAUGGAAGUCACAGGGGGCUAAGAGUUACCAAUGGCCUUGACUGAUACUUGGGCAGUGUGUAUGGCAAGAGACUACUUUAGAGGCUUACAAUACACUCUGAAUAAAACAAUUAAGAGGAAUCACCUCAAUAGCAAAAUUUCUGGUAUGGAUUAUGAAUCGGACUGGACAAGACACAAAAAAUCCUCAGCAUAUACGGCUCAAGCAAUUCGAUCUGCAACAUCUUUUAUGCCUUGGUCUUGUAAGAUUCCUAUAGGUGAUGGUUAUCACGAGUUUCUUUAAUUGAACAUCUGUCAUUUGAAAGUUUUUAUACAUUCUUGGAAGAUACUGUAGAUUGAAAACAAUAAUCAUCUACAUGUCUCUUGAUUUCUUGAAAAUGCCGGGUUUUGUGGGUGGAAAGAAGAGAUUGACCAACAUGGACAUGUCUUUCUUAACUUCACUCACCCAAGCUAAGUUAACUUAUUCGAAGAACAACCUUCAGUUACCUUCUCGGGUUGCUGAUGAUAUUGACAGCCCCAUUCUACCUGGGCUGCCAGAUGAUGUUGCAAAGUAUUGCCUUGCACUCGUUCCUCGUCCCUACUUUCCAUCAAUGGGGGCUGUUUGCAAGAAAUGGAGAUCAUUUAUGAAAAGCAAAGAAUUCCUUGUUGUACGAAAACUGGCUGGGUUGCUUGAGGAACUUCUAUAUGUCCUAACUGUGGAUUCAGAAGGAACGCAAAGCCAGUGGGAGGUGUUGGAUUGCUUAGGACAGAGACGUCAGCUUCCACUGAUGCCUGGUUCUGUUAAGGCUGGGUUUGGGGUAGUUGCUCUUAAUGGGAAGCUUCUUGUCAUGGCUGGCUAUUCUGUUAUUGAUGGAACUGGCUCUGCUUCAGCAGACGUUUAUGAAUAUGAUUCUUGCCUCAACAGCUGGAGCAAAUUGUCAAGCAUGAAUGUUGCACGCUAUGAUUUUGCAUGUGCAGAGGUCAAUGGCAAAGUUUAUGCUGUUGGAGGCUAUGGAGUAGAUGGUGAUAGUCUCUCAAGUGCUGAGACAUAUGACCCUGACACUAAAAAGUGGACCCUGAUAGAGAGUCUUCGUCGCCCAAGGUGGGGCUGCUUUGCUUGCAGCUUUGAAGGGAAGCUUUAUGUCAUGGGAGGAAGGUCAAGCUUCACCAUUGGCAAUUCAAAGAAAGUUGAUGUGUACAAUCCUGAGAGGCACACAUGGUGUGAAAUGAAGAAUGGUUGUGUCAUGGUUACUGCUCAUGCUGUGCUGGGAAAGAAGCUCUUCUGUAUGGAGUGGAAGAAUCAGCGGAAACUAGCAAUAUUUAAUCCAGAAGAUAAUUCGUGGAAAAUGGUUCCAGUUCCAGUAACUGGGAGCUCAAGUAUUGGUUUUCAGUUUGGAAUACUUGAUGGGAAGCUUUUAUUGUUCUCACUGGAGAAAGCACCAGAUUAUCAUACUCUGUUGUAUGAUCCUAAUGCUUCUCCAGGUUCAGAGUGGCAGACUUCUGAAAUAAAGCCGUCUGGACAGUGCUUGUGCAGUGUAACCAUCAAGGCCUGAAAUGAUGCAUUGUCUGAGAGACAAGAUUUAGUAGAAAUUUAGAAGGGUAUCUCUACAAUUGCUGAAUAAUAUUGUAUCAGUUGAAUGUGUCUCUACUGGUGAUCGGAUUAUGACUUGGGGAUUUUCCAUUUCAUUCAAUGUAAUAACUCUGCACUGUAGUUCAUUUGAACGUCUUACAUUCUUCCAUGCCCUUUCAAGCAUUUAUGCAUGACAUUUUUCAGAAUUAGCGACCCAGUAACAUGUGACUAUCGUGGUGUCUAUUUUUGGGUUGAUGAGGUGCCAAGGUUCCUCUGGGUAUCCAACCAAUCCCACCGUACAUGAAGCAAGCAAGCAACCAGGCUUGAAGGCAAAGGGACAGGGAUAAUCCUUUAGGAUUUGUUAAAGUUGGAUAUAGCUUGUAAUUUGUGAUUGACAAUUACAUGCUUGUGUGAUGGAAUGAUAUCUAAUAGUUUUUUCUAAUUUAGUUGAAGGAUAAAUUUCCGGAUUAGUUUUGUUUA